Perca fluviatilis (European perch) is the source of this 986-nucleotide messenger RNA. RefSeq names its product translocase of inner mitochondrial membrane 13 homolog (yeast) (gene timm13). The record is from RefSeq and is a predicted model, not a curated record. The transcript is spliced from 3 exons. The coding region runs from base 136 to 423 and encodes 95 amino acids. Lineage: Eukaryota; Metazoa; Chordata; Actinopteri; Perciformes; Percidae.
CGUACGCAGUGUUCCGCCGCUGUCAAGGGCACUGAAAACUAACGUUAGCCAAACCUAGCAGUAGCUAUCUGUCCGCACGUGCAUUUAAAUAAGAUCAAUAAAGAUACAGUUGUUGGUAACGACUCAGAUAAAAAAAUGGACGGGUUCAGUUCAGACUUCUCAGCAGGUGGAUCCGGUGGUAAAGUGGACACCGGAACGAUCAUGGAGCAGGUCAAGGUCCAGAUCGCGGUGGCCAACGCUCAGGAGCUUCUGCAGAGAAUGACAGACAAAUGCUUCAAGAAGUGCAUAGGUAAACCUGGGAGCACGCUGGACAACUCUGAGCAGAAAUGUAUUGCCAUGUGUAUGGACCGGUAUAUGGAUGCCUGGAACACUGUGUCCAGAACAUACAACUCCAGAUUACAGAGGGAAAGAGCUCGCAUGUGAACAUCCUGCUCUUCACCCUUCCCUAUCCUCGGGCUGCUGCUCACAGUGAAGAAGAGCAGUGUUUCCACUGAAGGCAGGAGCUGGGCAAAGUUGUGUCGUGGUAGCAGCACACCAUCAUCAUCACAAUACCUCACAGACAGGCAAGCUGAGCCUGUGGACUCUAGCCAUAACAAUGUCUCUUUGGACAUUUUUAUUUUGCUCCGAGGAACAGUUCAGUAACAAAGUUUGAUUAUUUGUGUUUCUCAGAAUUGACUUUAUUGUAAUUGUACAUACAACGAAAUUAAUUAUGAAUAAUUAAGCUUCUGGUUAACAAGUAAACAUGCAUUUUAAAAAGCUGCAGUUUACACCUGCAUGUAGGUGAGGAGAAUCGGAAACUCUAAAUUGCCCGUUGGAGGGAACAUAAGUGUGAAUGUGUCUGUAAGUUCGUGCUAGCCCUGUGAUUGACUGGCAACCUGUCUAAGGCGUACCCCAUGUGCAGUGUGCGUGCUGGAAUAUGUUUCAACCCAGUGUGACUAGGAUAAUCAGUUAGAAAAUUAAAAUGUAUGUUUGCAAUGUGUCUUUAA